Drosophila ficusphila is the source of this 1871-nucleotide messenger RNA. It is a transcript of the gene ytr, whose product is annotated as U4/U6.U5 small nuclear ribonucleoprotein 27 kDa protein. The record is from RefSeq and is a predicted model, not a curated record. Gene Ontology annotation, cellular component: precatalytic spliceosome. The transcript has 3 exons. NCBI's taxonomy places the organism in Eukaryota, Metazoa, Arthropoda, Insecta, Diptera, Drosophilidae. Gene Ontology annotation, biological process: RNA splicing. Bases 200 to 745 code for a protein of 181 amino acids.
UUUUUAUAAGAUUCCAUCACAUCCCUUAUUCUUCAUUCCGUUGGCGGCGUCGCGAACUCGCGUUGUUUAUUUCCGUUUAGUUUUAAGUUAGCGCGUUUUUCCCACCGCCGGUGUCGCCCAAAUUAUGCGAGACACAGCCUAGAGCAACGGCACAACACCUAGCACUUAACCGCCACAGAAGCAUAACCGAAACGGAGAAAUGGGCCGCAGCCGAAGUCCCGCAUCGCCGGCGCAUAGGAGGCGCGAGAAGGAGCGAUCCGAGCGGAAGAAGCGCAGGGAACGCCGUUCCCGGGAAAGGGAGGCCAUCGGAGUGGCUCCCGCCGCAGGAUCAGGACCGGGAUCAAGUCGCCGUGACCGGAGUCGUAGCAGGGAACGUGAGCGGGAUCGCGAUCGUGCUCGGGGCAGGCGUUCUAGAUCGCGGUCGAGGGGCGCCGGAGGAGGAGGCGGCGGAAGCAGCGGCGGCAACAGCAGCUCCGGACCAUCGACGUCGCGAAGGACGACGAGGAACAACGCGGCGGCCACAGCUGCCGACCGACCCAAGAUCAACGAGGCGGACCUAGAGGGUAAAUCGCCGGAAGAGGUCGAGAUGCUCAAGACAAUGGGAUUCUGCACGUUCGACACCACCAAGAACAGGAAGGUCGAGGGCAACGAUGUCGGAGAAGUGCAUGUAAUCCUAAAGCGAAAGUACCGCCAGUACAUGAAUCGCAAGGGUGGCUUCAACCGGCCGCUCGAUUUCGUGGCUUAGCAGUCCUUUUCCUCAGCUCGACUAGUUUGCUACGCUUUUUUACUUGUCCGUGCUCUUUGGGAGACGGACGAAGACCUGCAAUUUUAUGCAAUAGACCGGUUUACGAAAUUCAGCCAGCUUUUGGCCCUGUCAAAAUUUCCACUCAUCAAUCAAGUUCUGCAAAAGGACACACUCAUACCUCAAUAAGUUAUUUAGUAGUUUAAGCCUGAAGUGCGCCUUUGUUAUGGAGUUUGCCCCCAGGUUAAUCUUACAACAAAUAUCUGGGGCUGAAAGCGAUUCCAAACCUCCUCGGUUGGAGAAUCUGCUUUCAGCUGCAGUUAAGCGCGCACCUCGAUUGCUUUUUGAAUAUUUCAAAGAAAUUAACAAUUGUUUUUGUUGACAUCUCGCCAUUUUGUAUGAAUACGAAUUAACUGAAGCCUGAAAUAGCCCAAACACGAAAUUCGCACCAGCAAAAUUUCCAAACUCUCAUACCGACAAUUACUUAAAGUAUUUGAAAACACAACACAGCCCAAAACGAACCAACUAUACCAAUCGCAUCCUUAUCCCCAUCCCCUAUUCCUCACCAGACCGCCCAACAAACUUCCUCCAUACGCUGCAAUAGUACAACUUUUACAACCAAACAAUAUAUAUAUAAUAUAUAUUUUAUAUACAAAGAAAUUAUUAUAUACACACACACCACAAGUACCUUAUCCCCGAAACCCCAGAAUAAACCUAACAAUAGCCAUAGCAAUUUGUUGAAAGAUUAAUUAUUUGUUUAACAAUCAAAAUGUUUUAAUAAUCCAGUUAAUUCCGAUUUAAAUCACAAGUGCCAAGAGAUCAGGCAAACCAACGCUGAAGAUGAAUCACGUUUUUAUAGAGAUAUUUGUAUAAUCACUUGUACUCUUUUUUAUAAGGUAGCCAUGAAUUUUGUAUGCCGCAGCAAGCAAACUAUUUUAAGCUACAGUUACCGUUUUUUUUUCGUUUGAAAAACCAUAUUUAUUUAAAAAUUUGAAUUAUUUUGGCCACAGCACUCACACCCAUCUUAUACCAAUAAUUUGUAGUUUUACACAACGAAAUUGCAGGGAUUUUUGUCUUACUUUAUAUUCUCCUACAAUAAAAUGAUAAUAAAUUUAUAAAACCAUAUAAA